Molecule: messenger RNA, 1478 nt
Organism: Drosophila willistoni
Lineage: Eukaryota; Metazoa; Arthropoda; Insecta; Diptera; Drosophilidae
Product: carboxypeptidase B
Exons: 3
Coding region: 7-1296 (429 amino acids)
Biological process (GO): proteolysis
Molecular function (GO): zinc ion binding; metallocarboxypeptidase activity
Source: RefSeq, a predicted model, not a curated record
AGUGAAAUGAUCACUAUGAGGGGAAUCAUACAAGGAGUACUAUGGUGCACCAUUUGGUGUUAUUGUAUGGCCAGUUCACAGGCUAACCUUUACAAAGGUUACAAAGUAUAUGAAUUGGCUGCAAGCAAAGCUCGAUCUGCCAAUUUAGAUUUCAUGUUGUCACAAUUGGCCAAUAAUAGGACAUACUAUGACGUCUAUACAAGCGGCUCGCCGGCUCACAUUAUGGUGCAUCCGGAUGCCCAACCGCAAUUUGUGGACCUUAUGAAUGAGCAGGCAGUUAAUUAUAAAAUAAUAAAUAACGAUGUUGGUCACACUUUACGCAAUCAUUAUGAAAAGAAUCAAAAGCUGCGUAAUUUGUAUCCAUUCGAAGGUCGUUUGGGCACCGAACGUUAUUAUACCCACGAUGAGAUCACUCAGUAUAUUGAGAAUUUGGCUCAACUAUAUCCAGAUCGUGUCUUCAUACGCACUGUGGGCCGAACCUAUGAAGGACGUUGGCUAAAAACCAUUAAAAUUACGAACGGCGAUAGACGAGCGAAUAAGAAUGUUAUCCUUGUGGAUGGUGGUUUCCAUGCCCGCGAAUGGAUCUCACCGGCCGCUGCCGUUUAUGCCAUUGGUGAACUGGUGGAGAACUAUGAGACAUAUGCUGAUCUUUUACUCGACUACGAUUGGGUCAUAUUGCCAGUGGUCAAUGCAGAUGGCUAUGUCUAUACCCAUUUAAACGAGGAUACUCGCAUGUGGCGUAAGACACGUCAACCGAGUAGCGAGAGUUGUAUUGGCACCGAUCCCAAUCGGAAUUUUGAUUUCCACUGGAAUGAGGAGGGAGCCUCUGAGGAUCCAUGUGCCGAAACCUAUGCUGGCCCCAAAGCCUUCUCCGAACCCGAGGCCGUUGUGGUUCGCGAUCUCAUCAAGAGCUAUGCCAAAGUCGGUAAAAUGUAUUUGACUUUGCACUCAUAUGGACCGUAUAUACUCUACCCAUGGGGCUGGACUUUAGAUGUACCCGAUACUGUGGAGGAUCUUCAUGAGGUUGCCCAGGCUGGCUACGAGGCCAUGUUUAAUGCCACAGGAGUAGAAUAUGAGAUUGGACCAUCGACCGAAGUUUUGUAUGUGGCAGCUGGGGCCAGUGAUGAUUAUGCCUUCAAUGCUGGUUUCCCCAUAUCAUUCACCAUGGAAUUGCCACCGGGUGGUCAACAUUUAUUUGAUCCACCAGCUUCUGAUAUCGAUGGACUGGUCAAAGAGGCAUGGAUUGGCAUUUUGGCCAUGGCCCGCAAAGUCGUUGAAAAAUAUCCAUUGGCAUAGGCGAGUUAUCUGAAAUUUCAAAAGAAAAUGAUUCAACUUAACUUAUCGCAUUGUAUUCCUAUUUAAUGGCCAUAUAAACUUUUAGUUCAAAACCCAUAAAGAUAAAGUACGUCCAUCUCUUAAAAUCAGGGGUCGGCAGCGGGCAAACGGAGUUGUCGAUAUAAUGGUGGGAAAAAUAAAAA